CUUCAGCUGUCAGAGGACCGCUGAAGUUCGCAGUUGGACUAGCUGUGCCUGCGACAGAAAGUUAAAGUGAAAGAAACACGGGCCUUUAACACUCAGGGGCAGUGGUGUAACUUGCGUAGCUUCUCGAGAGAAUUAAAGAUGUUUUCCUUGUCGAUGACAGUUCAACCACAGGUGACUGUACCUCUCAGCCACCUCAUCAACGUCCUCCACUCUCUGAAGAGCUCAGUGGGAAGCAGCAGCAGUGCCAGCAGCAUGUCUAGAAAGCACACAGAGCAUGCCUCAGACUCAGAACUACAAUGCACGGAGUCCAUGUGGAACCUGCGGGAGCUUGGAUUAUCAGACCUGGGAACACAGCAGCUGGAUGAGCUUGUGAACUGUGUGUUACCACGCCUGAGCACACAGGAGGCGCCACUUCCACUGGGCGGUCAGACGGCCUGGAGGACCUCUCACCUUUCUGCACACUCCUUUUUCUACAACAAGCAUGGGUUCUCUUGUGGUCCCAUGCCAAUGUCAGGCCAAGUUUUUCCCAGGCAGCAACCAUCACCUCUUCAGUCGGUGUACACAGAGUUACAACACUGGCCUGUGUUGGUCCAGAGCAGAGGCUUCAAAACUUUAAGGAACAAAACCAGACGACUGCAAUCAGGCUUCGACCGCCCAGUGGAAUCUGAGGGGUUCACACCAUCUUUUAUGAAAGGUUUCCUUUCACGUGACAAGGGGGUUGAAGUAGAAAGUCUAGACAGCCUGUUGAAGAACAAGAACAUACCUGAUGGACAACAGGAUGCUUUCAAAAGGGGCUUCGCUGAAGGUUUCCUGAAAGCUCAAGCCUUGACACAACGCACACAAGACUCUCUCAGGAGGACUCGUCUCAUCCUGCUGGUGCUGCUUCUUGUGGGGCUCUAUGGCAUCUCCAAAACCCCCUUCCUAUCGGUGCGGUUCCGAACCACAUCAGGCCUGGAUUCGGCAGUAGAUCCUGUCCAGAUGAAAAACGUGACAUUUGAGCACGUCAAAGGAGUAGAAGAAGCUAAGAACGAGCUGCAGGACGUGGUGGAGUUCCUGAAAAACCCACAGAAGUUCACAGCACUGGGAGGAAAACUGCCAAAAGGUGUUCUCCUGGUCGGUCCUCCUGGGACUGGUAAGACCCUGCUGGCCAGAGCGGUGGCCGGAGAGGCAGAUGUGCCGUUCUACUACGCCUCUGGGUCAGAGUUUGAUGAGAUGUUUGUUGGAGUGGGAGCCAGUCGCAUCAGGAACCUUUUCCGGGAAGGUAAAGCCAAUGCUCCCUGUGUGAUCUUCAUUGAUGAGCUGGACAGUGUGGGUGGGAAAAGGAUCGAGUCUCCCAUGCACCCUUACUCCAGACAGACUAUCAACCAGCUGCUUGCUGAGAUGGACGGGUUUAAACCAAAUGAAGGUGUGAUCAUCAUUGGAGCAACAAACUUCCCAGAGGCUUUGGAUAAUGCCCUGAUCCGCCCCGGACGAUUUGACAUGCAGGUGACUGUCCCCAAACCAGACGUGAAAGGACGCACAGAGAUCCUCAACUGGUACCUGAAGAAGAUUAAAAUGGAUCCAGCUAUUGAGGCCAGUAUUAUUGCUCGAGGCACAGUGGGCUUCUCCGGCGCUGACCUAGAAAAUCUGGUCAAUCAGGCCGCCCUGAAGGCAGCAGUUGAUGGCAAAGACAUGGUCACUUUGAAGGAGUUGGAGUUUGCAAAAGACAAAAUCCUCAUGGGCCCUGAGAGGAGGAGUGCAGAAAUAGACAAGAAGAACAAGCUCAUCACAGCGUACCACGAAUCAGGCCACGCAAUUGUAGCCUACUACACCAAAGACGCCAUGCCAAUCAACAAGGCUACCAUCAUGCCCAGGGGCCCAAGUCUGGGACAUGUGUCCAUGCUCCCAGAGAACGAUCGCUGGAGUGAGACUCGCUCUCAGUUACUGGCCCAGAUGGACGUUAGUAUGGGCGGCCGUGUGGCAGAGGAGAUUAUAUUUGGCCACGAGUACAUCACAACCGGAGCAUCAAGCGACUUUGACAGUGCGACCAAGAUCGCUAAGAUGAUGGUGACCAGAUUUGGAAUGUGUGAGAAGCUGGGUGUGAUGACCUAUACGGACAUGACAGCACAGAGCCCAGAGACACAAGCUGCUGUGGAGCAUGAAGUCAGGCUGUUACUGAAGGAGUCUUAUGAGCGUGCCAAAGUCCUGCUGAAGUCUCACGCCAAGGAGCACAAGAACCUGGCAGACGCUCUGCUCAUGUAUGAAACACUGGAUGCCAAAGAGAUCCAGCUGGUCUUGGAGGGAAAGAACCUGGAGACGAGAUGAAACCACAAAGGACGGCAACAAUCUCGGGGGAAGCAACGGAGAAGGGGGCAGAUUUUAAGAGCUCAGGCAUUAGGGAAGGAGGAUUGGACUCAGGUGUUGAGCAGUGAAUCAGAGGAGUAAAUUGACAAGUGCUCAUGUGGGACGAUGUCAUAUCUUCAUGCUGUCACCUUCAUGGAAUCUCAUCAAUAUUCCCAGACAAGUAGCUUUGUUAUUUGAAACUUAAACAUGACUUUCCUGUGUUCAGAGAUAAGCAGAUGUGUGGUGCCCUAAGUCCAUUAUAAGUGGCGAAGGUUGAAAGGUUAAGUGUUUAAUGGAUUUAGUGGAAGGAUGUUACUCAGAGCACUUUAUCAGCCGGUGUUAGGAGAUGAUACCUGAAUGUACAUAUACACAUCAAGUGUAAAAACAGCAUCUGGAUAACAAUCCUUUUGUAAAAUUUGGUCAAAUUCUGUUUAGCCAGCUCCGUGUAGAUUCCUGUUCUGUCAGUGGGAAAUGCUGAGCAGUAUAUAUACCAUUUACCCAAAGAGUCACUGCGUAAUCAUGGCAACCAGAAUUUAACUUAAUCUGAGCUCAUUUUUGUCAGUGUUUGUGCUCAUAUCUGUUAUUUGUGAAGUAUAUCUUCAAUGUCAGGCUGCACUCGCUACUUCAGCUUGUGUUAUUCUCAAGUUAGCACGUAGAAGUCUUUCCAUGGGAUCCUUGGUGUCUGGGAUGUUUGAACAGAUUAUACACAGAUCUACCUUCUCUGCUGAUGUCCCUGUCGCUUGUUUUUAAAGGAGGCCUUCUGGGGAAUGUACUUUAAGUGUAUAUUUUCUUUCCUUUGAAGUAGGAGGUGUAAAAAUUGAAACUAAAACACGUCAGCACUUUGGAUGAGUGAACAAAUUUAAAAUGCACUUAUGCACUCUUCAUGUAAUUUAUUUCAUUCAUGCUGUGUGUGUAGAGAUUGAACAAAACCUGCUGCUCAGCCUCAAAUAGCAUGCAAGAAAUACAAGCUGCAUUUAUGUCGUGAUAGAGCAUUUGGAUCUUGGAUUUUAAUUUGAAAGUAUUGUUGGCCUAAUUUCACAUGUUCUGAGCUGGGCUUCUGAAAAGCCUCUCUGCAAAUAUAUCAGUUUUUCUUGUAAAUGAGUGAAUUUGACCAUUUCUUUCAGUUAUUUUCCAUUGCUGUCUGGGAAGGAAGAUGUGAGACAGACAGAAAGAAAGUUUAAGCUCUAACAGUUCACAGAGUGUAAUUGUAAAGAGGCAUCCUUGAUUCUGAAUAUGACAUUUCUUCAACACAGUUUGUUGGUAGAAACUUGCAGUUAUUUGUCUGUUAAUGUUGAAUGUCUUCAUCUUCAACUGAACAGUGUAUGUAAUUCUUACUCUAGCAUUUCAGAACAGACCACCAGCAUACGUUAUAUCAUAGUGUUACCCUCUUGGGUUUUUUUCCUUCACUUUGACACUAUUUGCUCUGUUCAUUGGCCUUUUACCCAUGUUAAGCUGUAUAUACGACUGGGGUGUGAUGGGAACAUUGUAUAUAGAUGUAUAGUAUUGCUUUUAUGCUGAAUUUGCUCUCUGCUGUUGACUGACAAAAAAUCUUUCAACGAUGUGAUGGCAGUGCUUAAUGAAUGUUAGUGCAGCUGAAAUCAAUAAAAAGAAGCCCAAAGAAAAACUUG
Seriola aureovittata is the source of this 3950-nucleotide messenger RNA. RefSeq names its product ATP-dependent zinc metalloprotease YME1L1-like. The transcript is spliced from 18 exons. Lineage: Eukaryota; Metazoa; Chordata; Actinopteri; Carangiformes; Carangidae. The record is from RefSeq and is a predicted model, not a curated record. Gene Ontology annotation, cellular component: mitochondrial inner membrane. Gene Ontology annotation, molecular function: metalloendopeptidase activity; ATP-dependent peptidase activity; ATP binding. Gene Ontology annotation, biological process: protein quality control for misfolded or incompletely synthesized proteins; mitochondrion organization. Bases 139 to 2304 code for a protein of 721 amino acids.